This is a messenger RNA of Rhizoctonia solani, 3507 nucleotides long. RefSeq names its product STE/STE11 kinase. Gene Ontology annotation, cellular component: cytoplasm. The coding region runs from base 1 to 3507 and encodes 1168 amino acids. Gene Ontology annotation, molecular function: ATP binding; protein serine/threonine kinase activity. The record is from RefSeq and is a predicted model, not a curated record. Gene Ontology annotation, biological process: protein phosphorylation. The transcript is spliced from 23 exons. Lineage: Eukaryota; Fungi; Basidiomycota; Agaricomycetes; Cantharellales; Ceratobasidiaceae.
AUGACGAACCCCAUUACGGUGCAAAAUUAUCAACUCGGAGACUCACUCGGCAAAGGAGCGUUUGGGCAAGUGUACCGCGCACUUAAUUGGACGACGGGAGAGACGGUUGCUGUCAAGCAAAUUCUUCUGAGCGAUGUCCCAAAAUCGGAACUUGGAGAGUUGAUGUCAGAGAUCAACCUUCUCAAAAUCCUCGAUCAUCCCAACAUUGUGAAAUAUAAGGGAUACGUGAAAACUCGUGAUUGCUUAUACAUUAUUCUCGAGUAUUGCGAGAACGGUUCUCUACAUAACAUUUGCAAAAGAUUCGGCAAAUUUCCAGAAAAUCUUGUGGCUGUCUACAUUGCUCAAGUACUUGAUGGCCUGGUGUAUCUUCACGAACAGGGUGUUAUUCAUCGAGACAUCAAAGGAGCCAACAUCCUUACGAAUAAAGAUGGGACAGUUAAAUUGGCAGACUUUGGUGUGGCGACAACUCCCACCGGCGCCAUAAAUGACGCGGCAGUGGUUGGUUCGCCUUAUUGGAUGGCUCCCGAGGUCAUCGAGCAGUCUGGCGCGACCACAGCUUCGGAUAUUUGGAGCGUCGGAUGUGUCGUUAUUGAACUGCUGGAAGGCCAUCCACCGUACCAUUUUCUCGAUCCUAUGCCUGCGCUGUUUCGAAUCGUGCAAGAUGAUUGCCCACCUAUACCCGAGGGCGCCUCUCCGGUUGUAAAGGAUUUCCUAUACCAAUGCUUCCAAAAAGACUGUAACCUGAGAAUAUCAGCGAAAAAGCUGCUGAAGCACCCAUGGAUGACAUCGGUGCGCAAGCAAAUGAAAACGGAGAGUGUUCCUGGUCAACGACCACUUUCCAAUUAUGACGAAGCUGUCCGAGAGGUCCAGCAGUGGAAUGAAGCAUUGAAGUGUGCGUCUGUCAAACACAUUAAUUCAUUCCUCCCUGAACUUGUUCUUAGCACCCUCUCGUCCACGGCACGACAGCAAUCUCGAACAAGGUCCCGAACAGUCGUUGAUGUUGGGAACACUUCGCCCACUCCUGGUCCAACGGACCCCUUUGCGAACAACUGGCGUAUGGGAUUUAUCCCUCCGGCUCCCCUUCCCGGUCCAUCGGUGUUUUCCCCGAGAGCAGCACCACCACGGCCCAUUGAGACCAAGGGGGGAAAGGGUGUACCCCCAAUUGGCGUCACAAGCCCUUUGGGAGCCGGGAUCAGUGGGGUAUCGUUGAUGGACCAAAUGAAGUUGAGAGAACUCGAGAGGGAAUUGGAGAACAAAGCGUUACGGAACGCUGCAGAGGAGGACACAGACAAUUGGGACGAUGACUUUGAGGGUGGAAUUUCGUUCACUAAGUUACAUGCGUUGGACAAGUCCACAGACUCGAAUGGCACCUCGGGUCGCACAAAAUCAGAAAGCGAAGAAAAUGGCCAGACGAUUCGUCCAACUCGAAGCCCCACUGGGAAAUCUACCUCUCUCCAAAGUCCAGCUCCGAUGUCUACCAUCAUCGAGGAUUAUUCCGACCUUGGUGUGGAAGACGAAGACAUGCAGAUCGAACGCAAGGUAGCAAGCUUCAAGAUGAAGAAUGGAUCUCGCCGAGGAUUGUUCCAUCCAGAUGAUAUACCACGAAUGACCCGCCCAACGGCCCCUUUCUGGACAAUUUUCCCGCCUGAUCCAUCCCCUAUCACUCCUCCGCCCAAUCUGCUCCCGUUCUCGGCGGACAACAUCGAACUGCGUCGCAAUCCCAUCCUGCUGGAUCAUUUGGACGAUGAAGAUGAGGAUUACGAAGAUGUAUUUGGGAAACCUGGUAGCAAUGGUAGGUUCUUCAGCGUGGUCCCGGGUUCCAGUAAAUUGAGAGACAUCUUAGCACCCGAGGUUCAAAUGCAUACUUUGCAAUUGAACACACGACUCUCCAAACGGUCAUGGCUGGGAGACGAGAAUUCCGAUGAAGAGGAUCCAUUUGCCGAGAUCGACGAGGGCUUUGACGAACACGACCUGGAAACUAAUUUGAACCGUGACCGACAUGCCCGGUUAACGGCAUCGGUCAACAACUUGAUUGACAAGCUAGAGCCCAAUGCUCCAGACUAUCAGCAACGGAGGCGCCAACUCGUGUCUUCGCAUGGUAUGCUCACUAUUCUCGAGGUUUUGGAGUCGAAACCGUCUCGGGAUGUGAUCAUUCGGUUGUUAAAGAUCAUUAAUUUAUUGGUCACGAGUGAUUUUGGAUUCCUGGAGAGCUUUUGUUUGAUUGGCGGGAUUCCAGUAGUUAUGUCAUUUACCACCAAAAAGUACUCGACCGAGUGUCGGAUCGAAGCCUCCAAUUUCAUUCGGGUACUAUGCCAGACAUCUGUGCUGACGCUGCAGAUGUUCAUUUCGUGUCGUGGGUUAAAAGUACUGGUCGAUCUAUUGGAUGAAGACUAUUCGAAUCAGACUAACCUCGUCGCUCAUGCCCUAAAUGGAAUUGGGAGUGUGUUCGAACUUCAGGGACCUACACCAAAGAAUGACUUUUGUCGCAUGUUCAUUCGUGAAGGCCUCUUGGAUCCGUUGUCUUCUGCCUUGCUCAACGUGAUCGCUAGUCAUGGCGAAGUGGCUGAUGAGAUGAAGACCAAGAUUCUCAUUAUUCUUCUCGUAUUCUGCCAGGUUUCUCAUUCUGACGGGACCGUACGAAAUGCCCUUGGCGCCCGAAAGAUCAUUCGCCGCUUGUUGCGGGCUUGCGAAUUGUUAGAGCCAGAACACUUGGCAGUCAUAUUAAAGGCAGUGAAACAUCUGUCUAUGAACCCCACGCUGCUUGAUGCGCUUCAGAAUGCGAACGCCAUUGAAAUCUUGGUUCGCAUCCUGGAUGAACACAGCACGGGACCACAUAGUGCGGAAAUCGCAAACCAUAUAUUCCAGACUUGCUUCAAUCUCUGCCGUUUGAACAAAGGACGACAGGAAGAAGCCGCCCAAGCUGGAAUCAUCCCGAACCUCGUUAGGAUUGCCGAGACUGACUCGCCUCUCAAACAAUUUGCAUUGCCUAUUCUGUGCGAUUUGCUAGUGCAGGGAAAAGCUGUCGCACAUAUCUGUGGCAGCAAAAUGGGCUUGAGCUAUACCUACGCCUACUCUCUGAUCCUUAUUUCCAGGCUGCAAGACGAAACUUCGCGUGUUGAGGACUUCCUCAUCCAGGCAGAUUCACUUGAAGCAUUGCUCAAAUGCUUCACGAAUUCGAAAGCUAACUCGUUUGAAGGACUUCUUGACCCUUUCUUGAAAAUCUGUCGUCUAUCGCAAAGCAUUACCCUCGGCAUCUCAAGCAAAUCCCAGUUCUUCCGCCGCAUCACCGAUCGUAUUGGACAUGGCAAACCCGUCGCGCGACUCAAUCUACUACGUAUACUCCGUGCAGUAUUCGAUGUACACCCGGACCGACCUGGACUUGUAAGGCGAUAUGGCCUCUUAGAGAUUGUUGAGAGGCUUAGCAAAAACGACGGUGCUGUUCUUGUGCGCGAACUAGCACGCGAAUAUUACCAUCGCUUCAAACCCCAGAACCACCACUCGCAUUGA